Molecule: messenger RNA, 2433 nt
Organism: Bipolaris oryzae ATCC 44560
Lineage: Eukaryota; Fungi; Ascomycota; Dothideomycetes; Pleosporales; Pleosporaceae
Exons: 2
Coding region: 1-2433 (810 amino acids)
Source: RefSeq, a predicted model, not a curated record
AUGUUUUUCCGAUCUCCCCGCAGAUUUGCCAUAUUUUCCUUUGUAACGCUGCUCUUCAUAUGCGUCGUACUGCGCCAGAGCCCAUGGGCCCAGGAAAAGGUGUACGAGAGGAUACCGCUCUACAACCUGGAAAGACAACAAUCAGAGCAAGAAUUGUUGCACGAAUCUCACGAACCCCAAGCCCCUCUUGAAGAUGCAUGGCAACAUGCGCUUCCCAUGCCUGGCGCAACCCCCAGCCCAGCAAAGGUCAUUCCACCUCCCAUGGAGUCUUCACGUGAGAAGGAGCCCGAGUCGAAGCCUGCCAAAGCUCACCCACCGUGGAUGACUGCGCCGUCAAGAACUGGCAAUUUUAUUCCUCCUGCCCCGAAACCGACCAACAUGAAGGAGUACGUUAAGAAGAUGCUUAAAUGGCCCCGACCAAGCUGGGAUGGACAUUGGCCCCCAUUCAGCGACUACAUCAACAAGGCGUAUGAUCCCAAUCGUUGGGAGCAUUUUGAUAUGGACUACCGCAUUUACGAGGCAGGACAUGACAAGCUCAACGAGACAGCCGCGGCUGAUCCAGUAGCCUACAAGCCGUUCCCCAAGUACAACACUCCCGAAUGGAAGAAGAAAUGGCAUGGCGAGCACGUGGCUUGUCUAGGUCCUCGGGGUAUCCCACUAAACAUUAGUACCGAUGACGAAGUCCAAGUGUACCGUGGACUCCCUGAAGAUUUUCCUCCAGUCUACGCAGGUGGUUAUGAUGUCAUUGGCCUGGACGAGGAUGUUUGCUUCGACCGCUACUCGCGAUAUGGCCCGUACGGAUACGGCGACGACGAGUUCCCAGAGGUUGUCAAAGACUGGAAAGCGCCCAAGUUGGUACCUGAGUGGUCUGAGGUCAAUUGGGGCGAGUUGCAGGCCGAUUGCUUGAAGCGUAACAAGGAACGAUACCGACCCGGUGCGAGAUCCGAAAUUGUAAAGAUACCUAGUACCGCUUUGCCUGAGCCCGCUUCUGCUUCUGCAGCUUUUGCGAUCCCAACAGAUACCAGCAGGAGCAACCUCGAGGUUAGAUAUCAGCCGGAGAAGAAGUACCAUCACCGCACCGCUGUUCUCAUCCGUGCCUGGACCGGUUACAAGUACGAAGAGAACGACAUCACUGCGAUCCGCGCGAUGGUGUCCGAGCUUUCUCUCCAGUCUGGUGGGGAAUAUCAGGUUUACCUUUAUGUCCACGUCAAGGAUAGGAAUCUUCGAAUUUUCGAUGACCAGGAUGAAUACGACCGUGUACUUCGGGAGAAUGUGCCUGAGGAACUCCAAGAUAUGGCAAUCCUAUGGUCAGAGUCUAUUUUUCCACAGUGGUACCCGAAGGUUAUGGAUUGGCAGGUCUAUUGGCAACAGUUCAUGUGCCUGCAAUGGUUCAGUCUUACCCACCCCGAAUUCGACUACAUCUGGAACUGGGAGACAGACGCAAGAUACACCGGACACCACUAUCACUUUUUUGAGAAGAUUAGCGAGUUUGCCGACAAGCAGCCCAGGAAGCUUUUGUGGGAGCGCAACAAGAGAUACUAUCUCCCCAGCAUCCACGGAGACUACCAGUCAUUUGUUGAGAACACGCACAAGGACGUUUUGAACGCAUCGGCCAAUUCGCUCAUUCCACCUCCAGUGUGGGGACCACGACCCUGGGCACGCGCUGAUCCUCCACAAAAACCACUUGGACCCACACCACCCACAACAAUGGAAGAAGAUAACUUUGAGUGGGGUGUUGCCGAGCCUGCGGAUUUCAUCACUCUCCUCCCCAUGUGGGACCCACGUAACACGACCUGGUCCUACAAGGAUAAGAUCUGGAACUACCUCCCGGGUAUCAGGCCAAUCUUCACUCCCGAAGACGGACAGGCAGAUUGGUUCACGCACCCCGACUUUGAGCAAAUCGACCGCCGAACAUUCAUCAACACUGUUGUACGAUUCAGCAAGAAGAUGCUCCAAGCCAUGCACGAGGAAAACCUAGUCGGCCGCAGCAUGCAGGCUGAGAUGUGGCCCUCAACCGUGGCCCUUCAACACGGUCUCAAAGCUGUCUACGCCCCUCACCCCAUCUUCACCGACCGUCACUGGCCCGCCGGCUACACAGAAGCCAUUUUCGACACCGCCAACACCGUCGACCCGGACACGGGCGAAGCCCUCGAACCCCGCCAGGGCGCCUGGACCGAAGAAGCAGACUCCCCUUACAACCACGACCGUGAAUACAACUUCCAAGGCUGGAGCUGGUACUACGCCUCCCGUUUCCCGCGCAACCUCUACCGCAGAUGGCUCAACUGGCCCAUGACCAAGCAGAAUUGGGGCGAGGAAGAACAGAUUGAUGGUGGUCCAGGAUCCGAUGGCGUCCUCGAACAAAAGAGAAUGUGCAUGCCUGGUAUCCUGUUACAUCCCGUUAAGCGCAUGACGAAAACUGAUCCUAAGCCCUAA